Messenger RNA from Haliotis rubra (blacklip abalone), 2717 nucleotides. RefSeq names its product ZP domain-containing protein-like. Lineage: Eukaryota; Metazoa; Mollusca; Gastropoda; Lepetellida; Haliotidae. The transcript has 7 exons. Bases 1206 to 2195 code for a protein of 329 amino acids. The record is from RefSeq and is a predicted model, not a curated record. Gene Ontology annotation, cellular component: cell surface.
AAGCCGGGACCUCGUCACGUGACCGUGUUUAUAUAGCCGGUGUCGCAACCGAACUUGGAGAGAGACCAGCAUUCUCUACCCUGCAACACGAACGCAUUCAAAGCUAACGAUGAGCUCGAAGUCAACUGCUGCCUGUGGGAUAUGCUUUUGUGCAUAAACAGAAUGCCCGUCUCUAAGAUGACGGGCUCAUCAAGAGAAAGACAGCGUGACCUAUACGGUAUAGACGGAACUGGUGAGUUAAUGUAUUUUCAGAGUUCGCCUGGGAUACAUGGAAUGGACUUCUGAUCUUGAUCCCUUGGGUGAAUUAGGACGGGCCAGGACGGACCAAAACGGGCCAGGACGAACCAGGACGGACCAGGAUGGACAAAGUCGGACCAGAAUGGACCAAGAUCCACGGAUCGUAAUGACUCUGAAUGAAGGACAUCCGGGACACCCUGUACUGGGAUUGGUAAGAGUGUACAGUUCCUGUUCAGGAUGUAUACCGUAAGUACGAUCAGGGUACGUAUAUCACCCCAUUCUCAUCCUCACCCCCAUCCCAUUCCAUUCACACAUCCUCCAUGUAGGGAACUAACGUAGGUGCGCCACCUGGUGGGAACCGAUGUCCUGGAGAAGAAGAGACAUGGGAUUAACCCUUCGUAGCAUCAUCGUUCACGUAGGGACAUCAUACAGGUUGCCGGAUGCUGAGGUCGUCGACGAAGGAGGAUGCAGAGACGAGGAAUUGUCAGGAUGCCGCAGUCAUCAAUGGACGGACCCGUGGACCUUUGCGAACAUUUUGUAAAUUUUCCCAUUUGUACUUUGAACCAAUUUUCCGAAUGAAAUGAAACACACCGAUCUCUUAGAAUGUUUCUUGCAUUUAUCAUAAUGGCCUAAGACGCCCUGUUUCACUUCCGAAUGAAUAGAGCUGACAAAAAAAAGAAAUAAAAAGUCAAUAAAAAACUAAUAAAAGCAAAUGAGACAAACAAAAGAGAACUACGAACACAAGAGAAGAGGUUCAUCUUACUUUAGGGGAAAAUUUACAAGUCUUUGUAUUUCAGGGACUGCAGUGAUCUGAUCUCAUGGGAUUAAACAUAAACUAGAUUUUUUUAACUGAUACUCAUGCGCCCUGUGACCUAUCUGUGUUGACAGCUAUAAACACGACAGUUGGACCCACAGCUCCCAGCUCCGGCACCGUCGAGAGAAAGGACAUAGAAUGUACAGCAGCAACCAUGGACAUCCACAUCCCCCGGACUUUACUCCCCACCCACAAAGUGACCCUCCGUGACCCCACUUGCGUCAUCCCCUCCAACGGCACCCACUACAUCAUCAGCAUCUCCUUCAACCAGUGCGGCACCACAGUCAGCUUCAGCAACGACACCGUCGUGUUCAACAACGAGCUGGUCGCCACCGUCAUCCAAGGAAGCAACCCAUCCACCAUCAUCGACUACGGCCUCAGCAAAGACGACCAGCGUGUAUCUCUGGAAUGCGUGUACAAAAGACACACAAGUGUGGACCUGAACUAUAGGCCGCUGAUGAAAGCAGCACACUUUUACGAAAAACGAUAUGGGAUGCUGGACUUCGAGAUAAAACAGUUCUCAGAUGAGCAGUUCAACACGGAAAUCGCCCAGACCAACGUCCCGUCGGGCGUCGUCCUCAACAGCGAAAUCUUCAUCGACCUGAUAGUGGAUCAGCGACAGACCAGCGACAUCGGCCUCGAUGUCCCAAGCUGCUUUGCCACGCCCACGCCCUCUCCGACCGACCCGCUCUAUUAUCCGCUCAUUAAGUCAAGCUGCCCCGCCCAGACUGACGUCAGGACCUUCACCGCUCCGAACAUCAACGAGUUCCGGUUCAGCUUCCUCGCGUUCAAGUUCACGCGGGCCCCCCUGCAGAAACCCGACGCCUCCCUGCCAGCUGUGCCCAUGGUGUACAUACACUGCCAAGUCUCCGCCUGCCCAAGAGGAAACUGCUCGUCGUCAUGCGCACAAGGUCAUCGCGCGAAGAGGGCGGCGAUACAAGAUAGUACCCACUUAAUUUCUUCUGGUCCAUUCUACAUGAAAACUGACGAAAGUACGACUGGAUACAGCAGCAUCGUUGUAGCCGUCACCAUGUCAGUCGCCGUCGCAGCUACUGUAGUUGCCAUGGCAGCCAUCGUCGCUUGGAGAAGAAGCGCCGCUGCCCUAAGAGCCUACAGGAGCCUACCCAUGGAUGUCACUUCGUAGAAGUUUUCUUUUUUUUCAAAUAUUUUGCUUUCUCGCUUAUAUCCCAAUUAAAAUAUAUUAACCCGAAAACUCUUUAUAAUUUCUUUAUCGAAAUACUGAUUUAUCGUUUUUACCGCAUAUUUUAUGAAUAUCUUAUAUUAAAUUUUGCAAUUAGUGAGUUACCAUUUUCGUCGAUUCGGCAUUAUUUCAGCCAUUUAGCGACUAUUUUUUGCAAUCAUAUUUGUAAGAUUGCCCUUUCGGCUUCAGUUUUGAUUUUAGAUGUUUUUGUAAACUGCUAUAAACCGAAUCAAACUGAUAAUUAUUAUUAAAUGUCUUAGACCGAUUUUCGUUUUGUGUUCGAUUAUUAGCUUGAAAUAUUUGUGGUAAUCUAUUAUUAAAAACUUAAUCUAUAAACGAAUGUCAUGCAAAAUUUUGUUAGUAAUUUACUUUAGUUGGAUGUUUUCUCUUUGUUUUCUCUCUGAUUUUAUGUAUUGUUUGCGAGCAGCGUUUUGUUUUAUCAUUUAAUAAACAGCAUUCUCAAGA